CAUGACCAAUUUGGGUCACGACCAGAGUCCUUGAACUGAUUAAGUUUGUGAGCCAAGGUACCACUGUAUAUUGUCUCCUCCCCCUUUCCUUGCCUUUCUGAACACCAGUAGCUUUUCACUAACACCACCUGCUAUGCUUUUAAUGAGUGUUUCAUAGGGCAGCAGCUGUUGAUCUUCUCCAUUCUGUGCCUGCAUGAAAUUAAUGCAAUAUCCUUGACAUUUUCUGUACUUAUUAACAGUUGUCCAUUAUUGUACUUCACUUAAAAUAUGUUUUAGCUGAGCAAACUGAAGAUUCAGAUGUUGCAGCAUAAUCAUAAAAUAUUGCCAGUAAUAACAUUCAAAAUGUGUUGCUGAAAUUUAAGUUAGAUCUGGAAGUGGAUACUUCCUAUACAUUUUUUUCCUAUUCCAAAUGGAUUUAUAUGUGGGGUCACCAACCUUCUAGUUCCAUGAGAACAUCUGGGAACCUGACAAACUACUGCAGGAACAACUACAUGUCUAAUUGGUGGAUCACUGCUUUGAGUGUCUAGCUGGUAUGUCUAAGGAUCUUAGGCUGAGUCUUAUUCAGCAAAAACUUGUGUUCCAUUUUUAUUGGACACUGCAAUGUGCCUUUAAUAAGGAGUUGUCUAAGUCAGCUAAUUGCUGACAAUGCAAUACAGAUAAUGCUUCUUUUAAACAUAUGUUUUGACAGUGUCCGGAAGUUGCUUUUCUUUUCUUUUCUUUUCUUUUUUUUUUUUCUUUUUUGGAGUUGGUUAUUACAUAAAUGUGCUGGAAUUACUUACCUGCUUCAUGGAAAUCAACAAAAGGAAGAGGAAAUGGAAUAUUCAUUCUAUUUUUAUCACUAAGAAACUGACAUUAUAAAACUGGUACACUCAACAUUCAACUCCUAUAGUGCAAUAGACUGAGGACCUUAGAACACUGAUUGACGUAUGGAUGCCAGUUUAAGGGGAGGAUAAAAUAUAAAAAAUCCGGGUGCCCAUUAGUGCCGCAUUGAGGACCCUAAUUUCAAUUAUUAGCACGUUUCUAGUUCUGCAAAGUAGGAAGUUUUCAGCUAGAACUGUCAUGUUCUACAGAAUAACAAAUAUGCAUAAGCAAAUGCAUGAGAAAUCAGAAAGGCAAUUAGAACACCCGCAGACAUAAGUACUUAUAUUUUGGUUUACAUACCAAGACAGAUUCUUAAUAAAUGCAAGACAAAUAGAAGAUUUCAAAUAGGUUCUCGUUAAAUGUUUGCAAGUUGCACUCUAGAUCCUAUCUGCGCACUGGGACUUUUUCAGUCAACCUCAUCUGGUCCCUCCCCUGAAGGCUACAGGCAUCCAAAGCUAUUUGAGAGGCUGCAGCUGGAUGGGCAAAUUGGUACAAUUCCUGUACAUGUGCAAAAGCAUUUAUACACUUGUAGUUCUUUUGAUCUUGAAUUCCGAUAGUAUUUGAAACUGACACCAGAGGAACAUAGAGUGCUGCCUUACAGGAAUCAUACCAUUCAUCUAGCACUUCAGGUUUUCAAGCAGGGUUCCUUCCCCACUCUACCUGUAGAUGCCUGAGAUGAAACUCGAGGAAUUCUGCAUGCCAGCCAUGUAUGCUACUACUAAACUACCAGCCCCUCCCAGACCCACCAUAGUUGUGAUACUGGGUUUUUUUCCUUUUAAAAAUUGUAUCCUGCUUAUUCAGAAUAAAAUUUCAGUUUGGCCUUUAAAAAAAUGAAUCAGAGCAUGAAUGAAUACAAUUCUGCUGUGUGAAGAAGAAAAGCUGCCAGGUUGGAGCCUUUUUUAAAAAACUUGUCUGCUUUGGAGCAUGUCUGUCUGAAGAUAUUUUUGAUAUCUAAUAUUGAUUGUUGGCUUAACAGCUUCUGCAUACUGGCUUUGCUUCCACCAUCCUUCUUGCCAGCUCUCACUCUUACUCUUGCUUGAACUGAAUAUAUAAUGAACUAUCAUUCAAAAAUGUAAAUUCAAAGUUUCUUAUGGCUCUCCUGCUUUAAGAUAGAUAACAGAAGUAGUUUGAAAAUGCUCCACUAGUGUGGAGAAUAGUCUGCUGCAUCUCUCAAUAGACUGCAUUCACUACCAUGUGAUGUCUGUUCCUAAGGCAAAAAGACACACAUGUUCCAGCUGCUUCCAUGCAUACAGAUUAUGAACAGGAAACUAAGGAGAGGUGGAUAUUGUUAUCAGUAUAAGUUUUAGAUUAAUAUAAUGUUCUGAAGUUUUUACUACAAAAAUCUUAUUAUGAUUUUCCAUCAGGUCUCUUGCCAGAUUCUUCCACGAUAAUCUUCGUAACAGCUGCUAAAGACGACAAAGACAAAAUGUAGACUAUGAAAUAUAUUUUACUGGUCAAGUAAAAUGGAUCCAUGUUCAGUUGGAAAUGAGCUGCAAGCUAGCAGUGAUUGUCAUAAAACAUACUUUACCUGCCACACUGGCUUCAAGACUAAGCAAGAAUUAUCAUCAACUGAUCUGUUACUCCUUCAGCUUAGGACUGGGAUAACUCUUUCAGAGAACCAUACAAUCUGCUUCCAUCAUUCUAAGCUUUACCUUGAUAGAUAUGAAGAUUUACAAAAGUCAUGUUGUGAUCCUUUUAAUUUGCACAAAAAACGUUCAAGGAAAAACUUGCAUGCAAUUGACAUAGAUGAUGCAGCUUUUCUAAGUGCCAAGUUUGGACGGCAGUUUGUACCUGGCUGGAAGCUUUGUCCAAAAUGUACACAGAUAAUAAAUGGAAAUGCAGAGGUUGAUUCUGAAGACCGUCAGCGACGGAGACUUGAUUCAGACGGGCGUACAGCUAAGGCCUUGAAGUCCUUACAGUUUGCUAAUCCAGGACGGCAUAGUGGAUUCACACCAGAAGCAAACAAAAGAGAAAAAAGAAGGCUGCAAACAAAAAACACGUCUAUUAAUUCAGACAGGCAGUUAAUACCUGCAAAGAGCAAAGUAUAUGAUAGUCAAGGAUUUCUGCUUUAUAGUGGGAUAGACCUUUGUGACUGCCUUGAUGAAGAUUGCCUGGGAUGUUUCUAUGCUUGUCCCAAGUGUGGCUCCAGCAAGUGUGGCCCUGAAUGCCGCUGUGAUCGCAAGUGGCUGUAUGAGCAGAUUGAGAUCGAAGGAGGGGAAAUAAUUCGCAACAAGCAAGUGGGAUAGCCUGCAGGUUGCAUUGGAGCACAGAUAUUCCAGAAAUUAUCACAUAAAAUCCAUAUGAUUUCUUCAGAUUUCCAGUUACUGUUCAGUAUGAUAGAUAUAAAAGCUGUGGGUCAAGAGUUAAUUCCAUCUCGUUAUCCACCUAAAGAAUUCCACUUACAGAAGCAAAACUAGAAUGUAGCUUGAUAAUCUGAGAAUUUACUAAUAGACAAGUGGAUGAAUGGGAAUAAUAUUAGCCAUUUUGUACCAUGGGAUCUAUACAGAAGAUACUUUACACAUGCAUCUCCCACUUUCCCAUGUAGGAAGAACCUGGCAUAGCCAGUUAAAAAUGUGACCACCACUGUAGACACUUUAAACUCUAGCAGCUGUGAGCAAUAGCAGCUCUUGAUGAAUUUGUAAUUUGCAUGGUGGAUAGAAAACACAAGUGUCACAUUAAAGCUUUUUAGAAGAUGAUACUUUUUUCAUUUUUAAUAGAAAACAAUUAUUGUCCUAUUUUAAAAGUGAAAGUAUUUGAGAUGGGUUUUUCAAAUCUGAAUGCAAAGAAAUUCUGUCCUGUAAUUUAAACAGUAUUUUACUGCUUGUGAUGAAAGCAUUUACCAAAGAUGUAACUCAGGCAACAUUUACAUUAUGAAGUCACUGUUUGAGAACUUUAUGGUUUAAUCUCUAAGCAGCCUGACAAAGAACUUCCUGACUGAAAUCCAACAGACUUCGCUAGUUUUUCAGAAAUUCACAAAUUAUUUACUAGAAUGUAAAUGAUAUGAGGACAGAGACCAAAAUCUUGUAUUUAUCAAUUUCCUAUAUUCACUGUUCUGCAUAAGGACAUAGAACAAUUUGCCAUAUGCUCAAAUUAAGAACAUUGCUAAGAGAAUCUAAGAGUGGAACAGGGCCAUUUUCCUAGUUUAGACACCUCAGGGAAUAAGGCAGGAGUAAGCAACAUGGUGACCUCUAUACAUUUUGGGCUACAGCUCCCAUAAUACCAGGCCACUGACCAUGUUGGCUGGAACCUAUCAGAAUCAUCUUGAUGGCACCAAAUUGCCUACUCAUGGAGUAAAGGAUCUUACCUGUGUAAACCACACCUGGUCAAGAUAGCUGAUUGCCAUUUACAGUUAUGGGUAAGACCAUAAUUAUGUCUAACACCUAGAAGGUUAUGCCUGGAGCUCAAUUUGACUUGCCCAUGGCAAGAAAAGUAUCCUGUGACCUAUUCUGACCUAGAAAAGCAAAGUGUAACAGAAAGCAAAUAAACCAGUGCUGUUCUGUCAUUGGAAUCUAGAGGAAGUAGAAUUGAACCCAUAGCCCUUAACCUAGAGUUCCAUUGGUGUUCUGAGUUGUAUGUAUGGAGCUUCUUCCUUGUUUGACAUGGGAAAAUACUGGAAUGAUCUCUAAGAAUACUAGAGUAUAUGCAAGGAGGCUCUGGAUUGAGACAAUAGCUCAUCACUUCAAUAUGUAUAGAACCAAUUCACUGUCCACUCGGUAACAAAAGACCAAUCAUUACUAAAAUCAUUUGCUAUUAGUUGUAAUUUACAUUAGCUAAAUAUUACUUCAUGGCUAGAGUUAUGUUUUAUCUGAGUCAAUUUGCAUAGCUACAAUAAAUUCUCUUGUGAAGAGAUGUUCAAAGUAGGAAUGCUUAUUUAACUUAAAACUCUUCUGCCUGGCAUGUCAUUUUUAUAAAAAGAGCCUUUUGCAUUCUAUCCAAAUCAAUUCAGAAGAUAAAGUAUUACAGUACUGUUAUAGGACCAACCAAAAUACAUAGCCAUUGUUACCUAAUAGUCAAGGUAUUGCUGUGACUUCUGGAGUUUUUCCGGUGGAGCAUCAUGGCUACCUACAAAUUAGAUACCAAAAUCAGAAUGAACUUAGCCUUUAAAACUUUAGAAUGCUUUGAGAAACUUUGCUUGAGUUUGCUACAUAAAAUGAAGUUUAUGUAGAUAUGUAUAGAAAUUGGCCAUCACCUAACAUUCUUUACAAGCCUGCCAAAUUGAUGAUUAGUUAUUUGAAUAAAUGAAAUGUGCAGUCUUCUGAAAGUAGUGAAGCACCAAUAAGCUAAAAGUAAUCAUUUUGGCCACUACUAUAGACAAAAUCUGUUAUACUUUCUGAUAUUGGCAGAUGCAAAGCUUCAAGUUCUGUUUGCUGCACGCUAAUACAAGUUGCUGCACGCUAAUACAUAGUUCUUCUAAUCCUAAUUUAUUUGUGUUAAGUUGGCAUCUAUUUGUGAUAUGAAACAAAAAACAGUUAUUCAGUUACAUUGAGCCAGUUCUUACAAUCAAACAGCACCUUAUUUAAACAAUGGUGGGCUAUAAAAUGUGCUGGCAGCCAUUUUGAAUAUUCAAACCAUGGCUUGUUAUCUUGUCUGACCCCAGGACCAUGGCUUAAAUAAUCAUUGUAUAACCCAUGUCCUUAGGCUAAAGUAACAUCACAGUCUGCAGCUUGAAGAUUCAAAAGCUGUGCAGCAUGGCUCAAGAUUCCUUAAACAGGCCACAAUGGGCAGCCAGCAGUGAUCAUAUAAACAGGUCACUUGUGCUUUUGUGUGAACUGGUGAUUGCAUUUGUCUGCUUUCUUUGGAGAUAUAUUAGGUUCUUCUAUGACUAAAUAUUAGAUGUUUAUUCAAGUGAAGCCUAAAUUUACUCUGCUGCAUGUAUGUUAUUAGAACACAGGUUUGCACAGUUCAGAGUAAGUUCCAUGAGUAUUAAUUGAUGGUGCAGAAUGAACGCUGAAGAAAUGUAAUCAAGAUUAGUCAGAAAAAUCCAUUCCGUUGGCAGGAAAAAUCACUGCUUGUUCUAGAGAUUCUUACAAAGAGGCAAGAUGGAGUACAUGUCUAUGAUCCUGUCUUUAAGAAAAGCAAAGGUUGCUGUCAUUUGUUAUCAUUUAUGUAGUCAUGCUAAUAAAUAAGUUGAUUUAAGCCAAA
Messenger RNA from Varanus komodoensis (Komodo dragon), 6003 nucleotides. It is a transcript of the gene ARL14EP, whose product is annotated as ADP ribosylation factor like GTPase 14 effector protein. The record is from RefSeq and is a predicted model, not a curated record. The transcript has 4 exons. Bases 2325 to 3107 code for a protein of 260 amino acids. Gene Ontology annotation, cellular component: intracellular membrane-bounded organelle. NCBI's taxonomy places the organism in Eukaryota, Metazoa, Chordata, Lepidosauria, Squamata, Varanidae.